CUCUCUCAGCGCGGCCGGAAGUGGCCUUUAAAGCUUUGCCUUGUGGGCGGGAAAGGAGGUCACGGCCGCUCGGGUCUUCGCUGUCCGACUCUGGCGACCGUUCGGCAACUUCCGGAGCUUUGGUCAGAGUGUGGGCAUCACCAUGGUUACUGCUGGCCCGCCGGAGGCGUGACGUGGGCACCGUGGGAGGAAGCUGGGGAGUGCUCUGCACGGGCGGUCCUGACCGGUCCUUGGUGAGGCUUUGUUCUUUUGUUCCGGUCUUGUCCGCCCACCCGGCAACAGGUGCGUCUUCCGGCGUAGGAGCCCACGGAGGACGUGGGCCGGACCGUGGGUUCCUGAGUCGCUUCCAGAGUGCGCACCGAGGGGUGUUGGUGCUCGAGGCUGAACUGUGCGUCCCGUCUCGGCUCGAUUUCUGUCCCCGAGGACCCUCUUCCAACCCCAACAACGUGCCUGUCUGAUGCCCCCGCACUACGGGGGCUUCUCCGGGUGCGCGGCCUCAAGACGCGAGAGCACGCACCUGCGCGACGUGGGUGCCGCCGACUCCUGCCUGGGCACGCGUGAUGGCUGAGCCGGACACCUGACCCCGGACCUGCAAAGACACCGCCCGGCGGGCCGGGGUACCUGCACCCCGAGAGGAAGCGGGAUGAGCUGACAUGGAAGAUCCAGCGUCUGCAGACGCGGCCCUUGGCCAAGGGGAAUGCGCCCUGUUCCCAUCAGUCAGUUUCCGGGAAUCAGUGACCUUCAGGGACGUGAUAGUGGACUUCACUCAAGAGGAAUGGAAGCAGCUGGAUCCCAUACAGAGAGAUUUAUUCAGGGACGUGACCUUGGAAAAUUAUACACACUUGGUCUCAAUAGGACUCCAGGUUUCCAAACCGGAUAUGAUUUCCCAGCUAGAGCAAGGAACAGAGCCGUGGAUCCUGGGGCCAGGCCUUCUCGUCGGUGCGUCUGGAGACUUGGAGACAAAAUGUGAAAAUAGGGCGUCAAGCCCAGAAGCAGAGAUUGCUGAGGUGGGAACACACAGCAAGGCUCACCCAUGGAGCUCCAGGUUCCUGGAGACUGUGGCAUCAGAAGGCAGUCUCGAGAGGCAGCAGGCAGAGCCACGGACAGUGUCCAGGGACGUGACUGUGGCCACCCCGGGCGGUGGGGCGCUGCAGGAAGGGUUUGGUAAGGUUGUCAGUGGGAGUUCAGGCACUGGCACUGGCACACAGCGGGAAGAAGCUCCAAAACAGAACUCUGCUAAAACAAGAGUCAAACAGAACUCGAAUCCCGUUAAAAAAGAAAAAUCUUGUAAGUGCAAUGAAUGUGGUAAAGCUUUUAGUUACUGCUCAGCUCUUAUUCGCCACCAGAGAACACAUACUGGAGAAAAACCCUACAAGUGCAAUGAAUGUGAAAAAGCCUUCAGCCGGAGCGAAAACCUCAUAAACCAUCAAAGGAUCCAUACUGGAGACAAACCCUAUAAAUGUGAUCACUGUGGGAAAGGUUUCAUUGAGGGCCCGUCCCUGACGCAGCAUCAGCGGAUUCACACUGGAGAAAAGCCCUAUAAAUGUGACGAGUGUGGCAAAGCCUUCAGCCAGAGGACCCACCUGGUUCAGCACCAGAGAAUACACACUGGGGAGAAGCCAUACACUUGCAACUACUGUGGGAAGGCCUUUAGCCAGAGAGGACACUUUUUGGAACAUCAGAAAAUUCACACGGGAGAGAAACCCUUUAAAUGCGAUGAAUGUGAUAAAACCUUCACCAGGAGCACACACCUUACUCAGCAUCAGAAAAUCCACACCGGAGAGAAGACCUACAAAUGCAAUGAAUGCGGGAAGGCUUUCAACGGCCCCUCCACCUUCAUCCGCCACCACAUGAUUCACACUGGUGAAAAGCCGUACGAGUGCAACGAGUGCGGGAAAGCCUUCAGCCAGCACUCCAACCUCACGCAGCACCAGAAGACGCACACGGGGGAGAAGCCGUAUGACUGCGCCGAGUGCGGGAAGUCUUUCAGCUACUGGUCGUCGCUGGCCCAGCAUCUCAAGAUUCACAUGGGAGAGAAGCCUUACAAAUGCACGGAGUGCGGGAAGGCCUUCAGCUACUGCUCGUCCCUGACUCAGCACCGGAGGAUCCACACCCGGGAGAAGCCCUUCGCGUGCGGUGAGUGCGGCAAGGCCUUCAGUUACCUCUCCAACCUGAACCAGCACCAGAAGACCCACAGCCAGGAGAAAGAAUACGAGUGUAAGGUGUGUGGCAAGGCCUUCAUCCGCAGCUCCUCUCUGGCCAAGCACGAAAGAAUCCAUACCGGAGAGAGGCCCUACCAGUGCCACGAGUGCGGGAAAACCUUCAGCUACGGCUCGUCCCUCAUCCAGCACAGGAAGAUCCACACUGGGGAACGGCCUUACAAGUGUAACGAGUGCGGGCGAGCCUUCAACCAGAACAUCCACCUCACGCAGCAUAAGAGAAUUCACACGGGCGCCAAGCCCUACGAGUGCGCCAAGUGCGGCAAGGCCUUCCGGCACUGUUCGUCUCUCGCCCAGCAUCAGAAAACUCACACGGAAGAGAAGCCUUACCAGUGUGACAGGUGUGAGAAGACGUUCAGCCAGAGCUCUCACCUGACUCAGCACCAGCGCACCCACACCGGGGAGAAGCCCUACAAAUGCACUGAGUGCGACAAGGCCUUCAGCCGGAGCACCCACCUCACAGAGCACCGGAGCACCCACACGGGGGAGAAAGCCUACAGCUGUCAGGAGUGCAGAGAGACGUUCAGCCAGAGCUCGUGCCUGCUCCAGCACCAGAGGGUGCACUCGGGGGAGAAGCCCUUUGGGUGCGCCGACUGCGGGAAAGCCUUCCGGUACCGCUCGGCUCUGAGCAAGCACGAGAGGCUGCAUCCCGGCGUGUGACAGCCCGGCCUAGUGUGCACGGCUCGUCCUCUGCUUCAGUUCCCAGAGGCAGAGUGGACUGAGAAACUGCUGAAGACCCCUUAACUUUUUACUAUCGUGUGAGGCGCCAGGCACCUUAGGCUGGACUAAUGCUCUUCACAGCUUCGGAACAUGGAGAAACUUAACUGUUACGCUUCGCUUUUCUCUUACGAAGUUAGGGACUCAGAGUGAUUGCAGAUUUAAAAACGAAUUCGGAGUUUUGUAGCCACUUUUGUACCUUCACAGUGUAUUCUUGACUCUGUUUACUCUUUGUGCUGCAUCUAGAGGACGUGUUUGUGCAUGCUUCUCCAGUGGGAGGGCUCCGCCUCCGUGACCGGACUCCCUCACACUUAGCUUCUUUAAGUGAGCGGUUCCUAAUAAAGGGAAAUUUACUAUAAAAUA
Molecule: messenger RNA, 3299 nt
Organism: Ochotona curzoniae (black-lipped pika)
Lineage: Eukaryota; Metazoa; Chordata; Mammalia; Lagomorpha; Ochotonidae
Product: zinc finger protein 184-like
Exons: 5
Coding region: 654-2879 (741 amino acids)
Biological process (GO): regulation of DNA-templated transcription
Molecular function (GO): DNA-binding transcription factor activity, RNA polymerase II-specific; RNA polymerase II cis-regulatory region sequence-specific DNA binding
Source: RefSeq, a predicted model, not a curated record